AUCAAAAUCUCAUUCAUCAAAAACUCAUUUGUCUUUAUCAUGCCUGUUGAUCAAGGUCGUCGCAUGAAUACCCUGAGAGGCAAAAUGUCGAAGUGGACCCUCCUUAUGCUGCUUGGUCUGACAUUAACAUGCUUUUCUAUACUACUACUAAAUGUGCUUGUUUUCUUGAGGCAAGGAGGAUAUGCGAAUGAAGAGUACAGCAGCAGCCACACCAAUGAAGAUUUUUCAGAAGCUGCUACCAGCUUGUCAGCAUUUGGUGUUAUUAUGGAAAAAAUGGACAAAAAUGCGGCAUUGCAACAGUACGACCAGAAGAGCUUGACUUGUGAACUUCGUGCAUACGAUCCCACUUGGUAUUACAACAUGAACACAACCAACCCUCCUUCCUUUUUGAGAGACACAAAAUAUUUAUUUGGAAAAUGGCCCAUCAUGUUGUCGCACUCUGCCGAAUAUGAACACGCUAAAAUUUGUAUUGAUAGAAUUGAUUGGCCACCAGAGGCAGAUCAACCUAAAGAUAAUCAGCACUCCGAUGGAACCAACCCAAGUGUCUUGUCCAUUGCAAGGCUCAAAGAGGGAGCACCCCUUGUAGCGGCAAAUAUCUUACACCAUCAUCCAAAUACAACCUUCCUUGCUGCUGUCACUAACAAGAUGUUUCCGCAGUGUGUCUAUAACAGGACUCCUCGGCUCUCUGGUUAUGACAACCAACAUACACUCCUCCUUUUGCUUGAUGAGCAAAUGAAAACAGUAGCUCAGACCACCCUCCACGUACUGGUUGAUCGUGCAUGGGGUCUGAACGAGCCCAGCACGGGAUCCAAUCCACCACUGGAACAGAUCAUUACCAUUCUUGAUGCCCCCAGACUCUUUGUCUAUCAAAGACAGGUGCAAGUCAGCUUCAUUAGUCGUGAUUGGGGAUGGACUGAUCAGUACUACACUUCUGUUCAUAUUGACUUUGUUCACCCUCAUCAUUUUCAUCAAAAUGGAGACAGCCGACAGAGCAAGUUUUGGGCCACUCUUUGGGCUUCAGAGGUUGUCACAUUGGGAAAGGGGCAAAACCAGGCCAUAUUGUAUGAUCCAGAUGUUUCCUACAGUUCAGAACAAGCCAAGAGAGAGCCCUCACCUAGCAUGUUUUCCGUAUCCCAGGUAGACCCAGUCACGGUCUCCUCUAUUGGUGACACCCGUCCCCUUGAACAUAAAAAACAAAGGCGAAGAGGUCUCAGGGAAAACAACAAGGAGGGGAAAGGUUUAACAGCAUUCAGCACAGUGCAUACCUGGGAAACCACAAAAGCACAUGGAACUAAUGGCAUGAUGAUCCGUUUGCCUUCAACCCAGAAGGGACAACCCGCAGACUACCUGGGCGUGGCACAUUUUCAUCGUCCGGAAAACACCGGUGCCAACACCUAUGCUCAAUUUGGUCAUCACUAUACGCAUUUCUUCUACACCAUACGACGUAAAUCCAUGAGCAGUACUGACUUUCAAUUGACAGCAAUGUCAGCUGAGUUUGUUUUGCCGUCGAUUGACAGCAGUGGCAAGGAUCCAAAGGAAGAAGGAUGGGCAAUGGAUGCCCAUAUCAUUCAAUUCAUUUCAGGGAUCGAAUUCCUUGCAGACACCAACGAAUUGGUCAUCGCCUAUGGAAUCAAUAACUGUGAAGCUGCUGUCACUGCCAUGCCUUUGCAACAUGUGCGAGACAUGUUGGUUCCAGUGGCGACUGGCCAGGAAAUUGGAGACUUUAUGCAGCCACUUUUGUACUUCCCAAAUGGGCCAAACAUCAACUAUUCAGUGAAUCACAAUCCAAAAGGGGUACCACAAGAUCACCUGGAGGGUGACAAUGCCAUUCUGCCUUCAGAGCCUACGGAGGAGAGGAUUAUGGGUGACUUUACAGAACACUUACGUCGGGGUGGACUAGUGGCUUCCAAUCAUGUUUGGAAUGAUAUCCUUACAAACUGUACCAAGGUUGUUCGCUAUGAAGGGACCAAUGGGACCACACAAUUGGCUCAGCAGAUCUUUGAUGGGGAAGUGUGUCAAAAAAUGGUGGGAAGCACACAUGUGGAACAAGCUGUACAAGAAACAACCUUUUCUGAUCCAUCAUGCAAUAUCUUUGUUAACAUUACAUUUGAUUGCAUGGAUCUGUUUGAAAACAGUGAAUUUGGAACUGGCAAUUUUGUUUUCUUGUUCUACGCACUCCGCUUAGCCGCGCGGACCAUGGGUAAUGCUGAUGUCUUGAUUCAAUGCAACGAUGCCCUCGAUGUGGCCAAGGAUUUGAUUCUACCAUGGGUGAUGGGAUUUUUUCCUCGUACCCUACAUGCAUUACCUCUGAGUUUGCGCAGACCACCCAGGCUUGAGAAAACAUGUGGGCAUUACACGAAGCUCCCUGUUGGUCACAUGGCUGCUGAAAUGCGAUACCAUUUCCGCAAAAUGGCCAUUGCCUUGGUUGGUAUCCCUUACCCUGGUCACCCGGCCGAAGCUUGGGCAAAGAAGUACCUGUGGGGAAAUAAUCAUAUCUAUAUGGGACAAAACAGUGUCAUGCAAAUGGCCAACCCACAGCAAGAAGACAAUCCACUUCAUUCAAAUGUGGAGUUAGAUGAUGCUGUCUUGCACUUUCGCUGUGGUGACUACAUGACAACAGACAGCCAAUCUGUAGGCUUCAUGAAGUUUGAAAGCUUUUCACGACACUUGGAUGCCAAUGUUAAGUCAAUUGGUAUUGCAACUAACCCAUUCGGGUCAACCUCACAGUCAAGAAACCUUGAUAAUGACUCUGUGGCAGUCACCCGGUGCAAGAAGGUUGUUUUUGGGUUUGUGGAUCACCUAAAAUCCAAAUUCCCCAAUGCUCAGAUUACAAUCCGUAACGGUGCCAAUGAUUCGAUGGCUUUGACCUUGGCUAGAAUGGUCAUGGCCAAGCAGCUGGUUGUUGGGAUAACAACAUUUUCCCUGUUCCCAGCAGUUGCCAGCUUUGGGCACAGCUACAUUAAAAAGCCAGACCAUGAAUUUGCGGCCAACACCUGGAUGAUGGGAGAUGAAGAAACGCCUCCGGUGGAGGAAAUUUUCCCAAAUGUACACAUAGUUGAGGAACCCAACAUUUUGACUUCUGCGGUCAAAACAUUAUGGGGACAGGAUGAUGGAGACACUGUGUUGAAAUGGUUCCAACAAUAUAACAUGGACGUUCCCCUCGCAGAAAAAUAUUAGUGUUUUAAUCGAUGGAUAUUUGAAUGUUUGCGACAGCCAUGAAGUGGCUUUGAAAAGGUGCGGGCAAUGAUGAAUUGUUGAAUCAAUUUAGUUUAUAUUCACAGUAUGCCCUACAUAGUCCACCUCCAUCAAGUACCUCUUGGUUGCGGAGCAGAAGCAAAAAAAUUGAAGCUUGACGAGAGUAUCAACUGUUUCACGUUCCAAACAAUCACACAAACUGGUCUCAUAAAUUUCCUCUAUAAUUUUAAAUUAAACUAACAGCUGUGAAGUGGCUUUAAAAAAUCGUGGGCAAUGAUGGAUUGCCUGAGCACAUUGGGUUCAGAGCUGCUUGGAUUCCGUCACUAACAAAUAACACGGAGGCACAUCGGCCAGGCUCACUCCGGUUUUUAUAUAGCUAAAUAAAUAUCAUUAAGACAUCAACUUCAACCGUCC
Molecule: messenger RNA, 3609 nt
Organism: Seminavis robusta
Lineage: Eukaryota; Bacillariophyta; Bacillariophyceae; Naviculales; Naviculaceae
Source: the annotation of a GenBank genome assembly